This is a messenger RNA of Lachancea mirantina, 570 nucleotides long. Lineage: Eukaryota; Fungi; Ascomycota; Saccharomycetes; Saccharomycetales; Saccharomycetaceae. The record is from the annotation of a GenBank genome assembly.
AUGGGUAAAGCUAAGAAGACAAGAAAGUUUGGUUUAGUUAAGAGGACUCUCAAUGCUAAGAAAGAUCAACGACUGAAGAACAACCAAGUCACCAAGACUCGUGAAGAUGACCCAGAGUUAACAAGAAAUGUGCCACAAGUGUCAAGUGCGCUCUUCUUUCAGUACAACCAGGCAAUCAAGCCACCUUACCAGGUUCUGAUAGAUACAAACUUCAUUAACUUUUCGAUCCAGAAGAAAAUCGACCUCGUGAGAGGGAUGAUGGACUGUCUGCUAGCGAAAUGUAUACCGUUGAUUACAGACUGCGUGAUGGCUGAAUUGGAGAAGCUGGGCCCCAAGUACCGGAUUGCACUGAAGUUGGCGCGCGACCCGCGCAUACAGAGGCUCAACUGUUCGCACAAGGGCACGUAUGCGGAUGACUGUCUUGUGAACCGUGUUUUGCAGCACAAAUGCUACAUUGUCGCAACGAAUGAUGCCGGACUCAAGCGGCGUGUGCGGAAAGUGCCUGGUAUUCCAUUAAUGAGCGUAGGCGGUCACUCAUAUGUGAUUGAGAAGCUGCCAGACGUCUUUUAA